Molecule: messenger RNA, 2184 nt
Organism: Balaenoptera acutorostrata (minke whale)
Lineage: Eukaryota; Metazoa; Chordata; Mammalia; Artiodactyla; Balaenopteridae
Gene: CDH26
Product: cadherin 26
Biological process (GO): multicellular organism development; calcium-dependent cell-cell adhesion; homophilic cell-cell adhesion
Cellular component (GO): adherens junction; plasma membrane; catenin complex
Molecular function (GO): calcium ion binding; cadherin binding
Source: RefSeq, a predicted model, not a curated record
AUGGCUUCCCCGGGGAGCCGUGCCGAGAACCAGCUGGAGGCAGGAAGCCUGGAGUUUAGAGCCCACCGGCUCCUCGAGGAGGAAGGCUGCGUGAAUGUCACUCGCGCCACCCAUCUGAUGCGUGCCAUCCACGUGGAUGCUGUGCUAGAUGCUGCGGCGUGGGGACCAGACGCUGUCCUUGGCCGCAAGACACGAGCUCCGAGACAAAUUGUAGAUAAAUCCUUGAUUUACAACAUCAGGAUCAGCGAUGUGAAUGAUCAUGCACCCCAGUUCCCUGAGAAGGAAUUUAACAUCAGUGUGAAGGAGAACCACACUGCAGGUGUUCAACCUAUUCUUCAGAUGUUAACAGUGGAUUUAGAUCAAGAAAAUACUCCAAAUUCUCAUGUCCCUUACUUCCUUGUUUCCCAAACACCGUUACUGAGAAAAAGUGCUUUCUGGAUUGACCGUAUUAGUGGAGAAAUACGACUGUCAGGGUGCUUAGAUUAUGCGACUGCUCCUCGGCUCGCAUUACUAAUCAGAACGGAGGAUUGUGGAGGACCACCGUUGUCAUUCACGGCCACGGUUCACAUACGUGUGCGAGACGGUGACAACCACAUGCCACGUUCAGCCGGGACAUAUAACAUUUAGAUAGUGGAAGGCCGAGCCAGCCAGGGCAUGUUAUGUCUUGAGGUCCAAGAUGGUGAUUCUCCAUUUACGUCAGCAUGGAGAGUGAAGUUCAAUAUAUUAAAUGGCAAUGAAGAGGGACAUUUUGACAUUUUGACUGAUCCUGAGACCAAUGAAGGGAUUUUAAAUGUUAUCAAGCCUUUGGACUGUGAGACUCAGCCAGUGCCGAGCCUGGUCGUGGCCGUGGAGAACGAGGGGCCGCUCUUCUCCUGCGAAGGGGGCGGCUGCAGAGGCCCGCAGGCUGCGGCCAGCACCACCGUGAGUGUGCGGGUGGCCAGCGUCAACGACCCGCCCGCCUUCCAUCCCGGGACCUUCAUUGUCAGUGAAGUCAACGGCGCUGGGCCUGGGACUCAGGUGGGAAUUUUUAAUGCUACGGAUCCGGACAGAACUGCCAGCCAGAUAAGAUACGAACUGGCUUAUGAUCCGGCAGAUUGGGUCAGUGUAGAUGAGCUCUCAGGGGCGGUAAUCACCAGGAAGCAAACUGACCCCGAAUCCCCUCAUGUGAGUGACAGCUUUUACAUGAUCAUCGCUCGUACUGUUGAUGAUGGUGUCCCGCCGCGGACGGGGACGGGGACCAUCCUGCUCUUCCUGUGAGACACCAACGACAACGCGCCCGCCCUCCACCCACGGCCUCGAUACCUGGAGGUGGAGCCUGCAGGAGGCAAGCCCCUCCCCAUCGAGGCGGAGGAUGGGGACCAGGAGCCCUACUCCGACCCGUUCACCUUCAAAGUGGACAAUACCUGGGGAAACACAGAAGACACGUGGAAACUGGGGGGAAAUCAUGGUCACUCAGUGGAACUUUUAAUGCUGAGAAGCCUCCCACGUGGUGACUACUUGGUGCCGCUUUUCAUCGGAGACAAACAGGGACUCUCCCAGAAGCAGACUGUCCAUGUGAGGGUCUGUUCCUGUCCCGGUGGGUUCACAUGUGCAGAGCCCUCCGUCGCGGGAGCCGGGCUCCUCCAGGGGGUGCUGGCCUCUCUCUGUGCAGCGUUCAUAGCUCUGGCAGCCGCUCUGCUUUUCCUGCUGAGAUGCUAUUUUGUGUCUGGCCAGAGGCAGGGACGCUCUAUCCCACGUGAGGAAGGCAUCCAGACCCUGAUCACGUGGAACGACGAGAGCGGAGCCGCCCCUGUCCUGGAAAGGUCAUACGUCAGGGAUCAGAUGUCAGCCCUGUCCAUCAACACAGCCGAGGCGGGCGCCAAGCUGGGAGCUAAGGUUUACCUGGAUACUGUGGUGCCCAAAGGACCCAUGGAAGUGAGGGUACGAGUGAUGGCAGGGAUGCUGAGUCAGCAGCUCGGUGGUGCUGACGUCCCCAAGGGAGACCCUGGUUACCCACCUCACGUCUACGCAGAGGAGGGCAAGUGUGAGCGAGCAGAGACCCGCAGUUCUCUCGCCUUCUCCGAACAUGACCUGUUGCCCGACUUGCUGGACUCUUUGGGGCCAAAGGCUGCUCCACUCGAAGCAAUAUAUUCUGAGUCAGGUUUUCAGUUCUUAAAAACUGCAUAUUUUGGUGAAUUGGAAUAA